UUUGACAAGCAUGUUUUUAUGACUGAGAAAAUGUUAGUAUGUUUUUUAAACAGCCGUCUGAGGGUUGAAUAAGAGAUGAGCUCUGCUGUAAAGAGGUUCAACACUCAGCAUCUCUCUGCUCUUCCUGGAAUCAACCUCAACCUGAUAACCUAGUUCUUCUUCCUGCCCUACAACCACAGCAGCUCCACUCCGUCCACACGUUUCCUGGUUCCUCCCCUUCAGAUCUGCACUCUGAAGACAGCUAAAAGAGCUGACAGGCAACAUUCACUGCAGGAACCCAUGAUUUAUAGAUCAGAGCUCAGACUAGUUUCAGGUACGAGGAAAUCAAACUCAAACGGUCUGUGUGACCGAGAGGAGAAAUGGCGCAGCAACAAAAUCAGCUGGAUUCAGAGAAACUCACUUGUUCCAUCUGUAUGGAUCUACUAAAGGAUCCAGUCACUACUUCCUGCGGACACAGCUACUGCAGGGACUGUAUUAAAACAUGUUGGGAUGGAGGGGAUGGAGAGGAUGGUAAGAGAAUCUACUGCUGCCCUCAGUGCGCAAAGAUGUUCACACUGAAGCCUGACCUGGAGAAAAAUGUCAUGUUGGCAGAAUUAGUGGAGGAGCUGGAGAAGACUGGACUCCAAGCUGCUGCUGCUGAUCACUGCUAUGCUGGAGCUGAAGAUGUGUCCUGUGAUGCCUGCACUGGGAGGAAGAUGAAGGCUGUCAAGUCCUGUCUGGUCUGUUUGGCUUCUUAUUGUGACAACCACCUCCAACCUCACUAUGAUGUGGCUCAACUGAAGAAACACCAGCUGGUGGAGCCCUCCGACAACCUCCAGGAGAACAUCUGCUCUCUUCAUGAUGAGGUGAAGAAGGUUUUUUGUCCCACUGAUCAGCAGUUGAUCUGUUUUCCUUGCACAACGGAUGACCAUGAAGGACAUGAAACAGUCCCAGCUGCAGCAGAAAGGACGAAGAAGCAGGAGGUGCUGGAGGCCAUCAAAGUCUCAGCGGAUAAAACAGUGGAGGACAGUGAGAAGAUGUUCACCCAGAUGAUCCAUCUCAUCCAGAAAAGAAUCUCUGAUGUGAAGCAGCAGAUCAGAUCCCAGCAGGAGACUGAAGUGAGUCGAGUCGAAGAGCUUGAGGAGAAGCUGGAGCAGGAGAUCAGAGAGCUGGAGAGGAAAGAGGCUGAGCUGAAGCAGCUCUCAGAUACAAGAGAUCACAGCCAGUUUCUCCACAGCUACCCCUCAGUGUCAGCACUCAGUGAGUCCACACACGCAUCCAGCAUGAACGUCCGUCCUCGGAGACACUUUGAGGACGUGACAGCAGCUGUGAAAGAGCUCAGAGAUGAAAUGCAGGACAUUCUGAGGGACAAGCGGACAAACAUCUCACUGACAAUCACUGAAGUGGAUGUUCUUCUGCCAGAACCAGAACCAAAGACCAGAGAUGAGUUCUUAAAAUAUUCAAGAGAGAUCACCCUGGAUCCAAACACAGCACACAGAGAUCUGAAAUUAACUAAAGGAGACAGAAAAGUGAAAGUAGUGGAUGAAGGACAUUAUCCUCAUCAUCCAGACAGAUUCACGAGAUGUUGUCAGGUCCUGAGUAAAGAGAGUCUGACUGGACGUUGUUACUGGGAGGUGAAGUGGACUGGAGACGAAGUUGGUGUGUCUGUCGCAUACAAGAAAAUCUGCAAAACUGGAACCUCAGACGAAUGUGAAUUUGGACAAAAUGACAGAUCUUGGUCUUUGUAUUGUUACAGCCACGGUUAUUCAUUUUUAUACAACAACAGUCCGACUCGCAUCUCUGGUCCUCAGUCCUCCAGAAUCGGAGUUUAUCUGGAUCACGGUGCAGGUAUUCUGUCUUUCUACAGCGUCUCUGAAACCAUGACUCUCCUCUACAGAGUCCAGACCACAUUCACUGAGCCCAUACAUGCUGGAGUUCGGUUUUCCAACUAUGGCCUUGAUUUUUAUGGUGAUAGGGACACUGCAAAGUUCCUAAAACUCAAAUAGAGCAAUUCCAGUGUCUGAGGGUCGGUUCAUGUUAAGUCCUGAUUUCAGUUCAUGAUAUAGCGCUUACUUCUGUAACUGCUGCAUUAAUUAAUCGGUAGUGUCUACAGAUGCACUUUCCAUUUGCCAGACAGAUACGGACCCGUACGCGAGUCUCGCGAGUCAAGAAGCUGCUAACCACUGCAAACUGUUGAAAGGUAAGCAAAGGUUAGGGUUAGGGUUAGGUUUAGGGUCCGUACCUGUAGCACCAAUGCUACGGGUCCGUACCGCUAGCGUCUACUGGGAGUCACAUGACCAGAUCUUGCGUAUCUGAUUGGCAAAUGGCAAGUGCCGUAUCCGUAGGCCACAGGCUACGGGUACGGGUCCGUACCUCUAGCAACAACCUAAUUAAUCAGAUGAUGACAGAACUGAUUGAUUCUUCAAUGUUUUAGUCAUUUUCAAAUCUCCUUUUAGCUUCUGACAUAUUUCUUGGUUUUACUUUUCAUAUCUGACAAGAAACUGAGUGCUUUGUGGGUUUUGGAUUCAAACUGUUGAAUUGUUGAGCUGUGGGGGAUUCAAAUGUUUGUUUGUUUUAGCAUUUUCUGACAUUUUACGCUCAUAAUGAUUCACAGAGAAAAUAAUCAGCAUGAAAUAAUCGUUAAGUGAAGUCUGAUAAUCCAUAGUUUCAU
Messenger RNA from Acanthochromis polyacanthus (spiny chromis), 2650 nucleotides. Its product is annotated as tripartite motif-containing protein 16-like. The record is from RefSeq and is a predicted model, not a curated record. Bases 360 to 1985 code for a protein of 541 amino acids. The transcript has a single exon. Gene Ontology annotation, molecular function: protein binding; zinc ion binding. NCBI's taxonomy places the organism in Eukaryota, Metazoa, Chordata, Actinopteri, Pomacentridae.